AUGAGACUGUUGCUUAGCAAGAGCAACAAGGAACUGAGGCACUUAGUUGAAAAGGGUGCUGAGGCUCACAGGAUCGAUACCACUCGAAGUUGGAUCGACAAGCUAUCAAUGGAAAUUGAGAUAGCAAUUCUGGUUGUCACAACGGUUUCGAAGAAGAUUGAUGCAGUUCGGGAUGAAGAACUGUGGCCACAAGUCACUGAACUUGUUCUAGGUUUGGUGAGAAUGUGGAGCCUUUUGCUUGAGUGUCAUCAAGUGCAUUGCCAAGCGAUUGCCGAAGUCAAAGGACUUGAUUUCAUCGUCUCGAGUGGAAAGCUUAGCAGUGCCAAUGCUGAUGAAAUACUGCAGUUGGAAAUGGAGAUGCAUAAGUGGAGUAGCAACUUGUCGGCAUGGAUUAAUGCCCAGAGGAACUUUGCCAAAGCCUUGAAUGGUUGGCUCCUACUUUGUCUUCCUCAUGAGCAUGCUGAAAAUGCUCCCUCUCCAACCAGAAUUGGCGCGCCGCCUGUUUUUGUCAUCUGCAACUACUGGUCACAGGCCAUGGACAGGGCUUCCGAGUGCGAGGUGAUCGACUCCUUGCUGACCUUUGCCGAUUCAUUGCACCAGCUGUGGGAGCGGCUGGCUGUAGAUCAGAAUGAUCGGAUGAUUGCUGUCAGAGAUAGAGAGAAAUUGCUUAGGGUCAUUGAGAAAAAGAGAAGGGCAAUGCACAAGGAAGUGAAAUCUCUAAGGAAGAAACUUGCAUUAGUCCCUGGUCAGAUCACCACACCACCUCAUCGAAAGCCUGAUGAUGGUCAUAAUACUACUGCAGAAGUAGUAGGUAGUCUGGAAUCAGGAUUGAAGAAUGUCUUUGAAGCCAUGGAACACUUCUCAGCUAGUUCAGUGAAAGCUUAUGGCGAGCUGCUUGAGCUUUGUGGAGAGCAGAAGACAGACUCAGCACAAAAUUCCCAUUGGAAUUUGAUAUAG
Zingiber officinale is the source of this 957-nucleotide messenger RNA. Its product is annotated as protein ALTERED PHOSPHATE STARVATION RESPONSE 1-like. Lineage: Eukaryota; Viridiplantae; Streptophyta; Magnoliopsida; Zingiberales; Zingiberaceae. The coding region runs from base 1 to 957 and encodes 318 amino acids. The transcript is spliced from 2 exons. The record is from RefSeq and is a predicted model, not a curated record.